This is a messenger RNA of Mollisia scopiformis, 519 nucleotides long. RefSeq lists its product as uncharacterized. The record is from RefSeq and is a predicted model, not a curated record. Bases 79 to 468 code for a protein of 129 amino acids. Lineage: Eukaryota; Fungi; Ascomycota; Leotiomycetes; Helotiales; Mollisiaceae. The transcript has 5 exons.
AACACACAACUUCAACUCAACUUACAUACCACUAAACAACCACCUCAAACCUUUCAAUCAACCUCUACAUCUGUCAAAAUGGUUUUCGGCUGGGGCGAAUCUGAGCAAGCUUACCAACAAGCCCAAGAUCCCAACCAACAAUUCGGCAAUGAGAGCCACUUCUCCCACGAGGCUCUAGCUGGUGCCGCUUCCUUCGGUGCCUUCAAGAUGUUCGAGGAUAGACAACGUGCUGAGGGCAAGCCAAUCAGCCAUCAAUUCGCCAAGGAAUUGCUCGUUGGACUCGCCGGUGCUGAGGUCGACAAGCUCGCUGAGACCAAGGGCAUGGACUUCAUCGACCGUGAGAAGGCCAAGCACCACGCCAAGCAACAAGCAGAGAGAAUGUACGAUGACCACUACAUCCAAGGCCAAGGUGCUGAUCAAUAUGAUCCCAACCAAUACGGUCCUCCCCAACAAUUCAACAACUACUAGAGUACUUGUUGAUAUGUCGGCCUCCCCGAAAGCUUAAGUUAGUAGGAAGGC